Messenger RNA from Myotis davidii, 2614 nucleotides. Its product is annotated as protein ZNF738-like. The coding region runs from base 415 to 1755 and encodes 446 amino acids. Gene Ontology annotation, biological process: negative regulation of transcription by RNA polymerase II. Lineage: Eukaryota; Metazoa; Chordata; Mammalia; Chiroptera; Vespertilionidae. Gene Ontology annotation, cellular component: nucleus. The record is from RefSeq and is a predicted model, not a curated record. The transcript is spliced from 6 exons. Gene Ontology annotation, molecular function: DNA-binding transcription repressor activity, RNA polymerase II-specific.
CACCCUCUCGGGUCUCCACCGCCCUGGCCGCGUGGAGCCCCGUCGGUAGCCCGCAGGGAUCCGGUCACGCACCUGCCCCGGUGCCUCCUGGCGCGCACAUCCAGUGUCUUGCACACCCGGGAGCGGCUAAGGCAGAGGGAAGGUAACUAAGCGGAUUUUUUGGUCUUUCUCCUUUAAACCCGAGCAUCUCUACCCAAGUUCCUGUACAGAUGAAUCCUGGGGCCGCGACGGACUUUGAAAUCCCCAAACCCGCGUCUCCAAGGCCGGGCAGGGGAGUGUGACAUUUUUCAUCAUUCAAGUCCUUCUGCCUGUGAGUGUGGUGACAACAAGACAUAUUCUCAAGAUGCAGGUGUGAUUGGUCAACAUAAAGUCGCCUGAGAAAACAACCCAGAGCAGGAGGAGGAAGAGGACAAUAUGGCUGCUUCUCAGGGGCAGUUGACCUUCAGUGAUGUGGCCAUAGAAUUCUCUCAGGAGGAGUGGGCGUGCCUGGACCCAGCUCAGCGGAAACUGUUCAGGGACGUGAUGUUACAGAACUACAGGAACCUGGUAUUCCUGGGUCUUGCUGUGUCUAAGCCAGACCUGGUCACCUUUUUGGAGCACAUGAAGGAGCCCUGGGAGUUGAAGAGAAAAAGAACAGUAUCCAUCCACCCAGCUCUGUCUUCUCAAGUCACCCAGGGUUUGUUUUUAAACUCAGACGUAGAAGAUUCAUUCCAGAAAAUGCAACAGAGUUCACAUAAUGAAGAGAGAAGAAAUCAAUGCAAUGAUUACUUUAAUGAAUGUGGAAGACUUAAGCAACAUCUGAUAGUUCAUUCUGGGGAAAAGCCUUAUAUAUGUGGAGAAUGUGGCAAAGAUUUCAACUGUUAUAAAAGCGUUACUCAACAUCAGAGAAUUCAUACUGGAGAGAAGCCUUAUAAAUGUAAAGAAUGUGGCAAAGCCUUUAUCCACAGGUCAAGUCUCAUUCAACAUCAGGUAAUUCAUACUGGAGAGAACUAUUAUAAAUGUACAGAUGUCGGCAACACCUUUAACAUGUGUGAAACCCUUAAAGAAGAUGAGAUAAUUCAUUCUGGAGUAAAGCCUUAUGAAUGUAAAGAAUGUGGCAAAGCCUUUUUCUUGAGCUUAGAACUGGUUCGACAUCAGAGAAUCCAUAGUGGAGAGAAGCCUUAUGUAUGUAAACAAUGUGGCAAAGCCUUCACCUGGAGCUUAAGUCUUUCUCAACAUCAGAAAACUCAUUCUGGAAAGAAGCCUUAUAAAUGUACAGAAGGUGUCAAUGCGUUUAACAAGGGAGCAAGCCUUAAGAAACGCAGAGUUCAUUCUGGAGAAAAGCGUUAUGAAUGUAGAGAAUGUGGCAAAACCUUUAACAGGAAGGUAAAUCUUCGUCGACAUCGGGUAAUUCAUUCUAGAGAGCAGCCUUAUAAAUGUAGUGAAUGUGGCAAAGUAUUUAUGUCGAGCUCACAUCUGAUUCGACAUCAGAGAAUUCAUUCUGGAGAGAAGCCUUAUAAAUGUACAGAAUGUGGCAGAGCCUUUAAUGAGUGUGGAAGCCUUAAGAAACACCAGACAAUUCAUACUGGAGAGAAGCCUUAUAAAUGUAUGCAAUGUGGCAAAGCAUUUAACCGGUCUUCAACCCUUACCCAUCAUCAGAGAAUUCAUUCAGGACAGAAGCCUUAUGUAUGUGUAGAAUGUGGCAAAGCCUUUACAUGGUCUUCACAUCUUUCUAGACAUCGAAGGAUUCAUCAGAGAGAAGCUUAUGAAGGUUGAGUAUAUGGCGAAGCCUUUACACUGCAUAAUUCUUACCAAAUACAUGAGAAACUUUAGUGUUGUGAGAAGUGUGACAAAGCCUUUAACCUUGCUCUAGCUCUGUUCAAUAUUGGGGAAUACGUGAUAAAUAGAAGCAAUCUACACAAUAUGGAAAAAACAUCAAUCAUUGCCCAAACCUCAUUAAAUAUCAGAGAAUUCAUACCAGAGAGAAUCCUCACAAGUGCAUAGAAUGUGGUAAUGUCUUUAUCCAGUGUUGAAACUUUAGUCAAUAUCAUAUAAUUCUUACUGGACUGAAACAAUUGAAACAUAAAGAAUGUCAAAACCUUUAACCAUUUAUCAAGGCUCACUGAACUUUAAUGAAUCCAUACUAAAAAGAAGCCAUACAAAUAAAAAAGUUCAGCAUAGUCUAUAUUCAGCAUUUACAUCUUAAUUGAUGCACGAGAAUUAAUACUGGAGAGAAACUUUAAAGAAUGUGGCAAACCCUUUACCUGGACCCAGAGUCUUCCUGGAUAUCAGAGAUUGCCUUUGAAAUAAGUGAUGAAAAUCUUUCCCCCAAAUACACAUAGAAAAGUCUGCAGAAUUUGUGUGUGAAAGUGACUUAAAGAAGUAGAAAAUGUGUGAAAGGAGAUAAUGCAAAUUAAUGUAAAAUAUCGGAGAAUUCACGUUAGAAACUAGUAAGUCAAUAACACUUUUCAAAUAUGACUUUAAAUCAGAAUACUUAUUUUAGACAAUCUACUAAGGAUAGUUACAUGAUUUUUUAGUAUAGAUCACAAUAUCAAGGGGAUGAAUGUUAGGACAAACGUAAUUUACCUCCAUUGUAUCCUUUUUUAGUAUAACAGAAUUUGUGUUUUUUUUUUAA